Molecule: messenger RNA, 792 nt
Organism: Rotaria sp. Silwood1
Lineage: Eukaryota; Metazoa; Rotifera; Eurotatoria; Philodinida; Philodinidae
Source: the annotation of a GenBank genome assembly
AUGUCUGGUUACUCAGGUCCACCAUCGGUUAAUCCAUAUUGGUACUAUGAUCCUCAUGGAUAUCAACCUAAUGUUAGUGUUUCAUUCAAUACAAAUAUUUCAGUUAAUACAUCACCACAUCCGUCAUUUGAUUUCUAUCAUAACAGCAAUAAUAAUAGUCGAUUUGCUGAUUCUGGUUAUCUAUCUCGAACACCUACGCCACCAACACCUGUACGUAUUUCUUCACCACAACCGAUAUCAAUACGACAAGAAUUAGAUAACAAAGAAUCAGAUUCAAGAAUGUCGGAAAAACCAUUAGAUGAAAAUAAACCACGUUUACCGUAUGUAAAACGUACUAGAAUUCAAUAUACAUAUCAACAAUUACAAAUAUUGGAAGCAGCUUUUCAAAAGAAUCAUUAUCCAGAAGUAACAACUGUUGAUAAUCUUGCUGACCUUCUCGAUGUUCGACAUGAAAAAAUUUCAAUCUGGUUUCAAAAUCGACGUUCUCGUUUUAAGAGACAACAAAAACCUAAAACUACAUCAUCAUCAAAUGAUGUAACUAAAAAAAGAACUCAUCCAGUUCCAAUACCAUCAGCUGUAUCAACAUCAUCCUUUGAUCCAUCAUCAUCUUAUGAUCCAUCAUCUUAUUAUCCAUCAUAUUUUUGGCCAUCUCCAAUCGUUGAUACUCGAACAGCAACAUCGUAUUCAGCUAAUCCUCAUGUUCCAUCUUUCUAUGAUACUAACACAAGUCCCAUGUGGAAUACGAAUAAUAAUGCUGGUUAUUUAAGCUCGACACAAUGGCAUCAAUCGUAA